Molecule: messenger RNA, 1950 nt
Organism: Carassius auratus (goldfish)
Lineage: Eukaryota; Metazoa; Chordata; Actinopteri; Cypriniformes; Cyprinidae
Product: early nodulin-75-like
Exons: 7
Coding region: 1-1950 (649 amino acids)
Biological process (GO): negative regulation of protein sumoylation
Molecular function (GO): calcium ion binding
Source: RefSeq, a predicted model, not a curated record
AUGUCAGUUCACGAGUCUGCUCCAGAGGCCACUCCAGUCCAUGAGGCUGCUCCAGUCUAUGAGUCCGCUCCAGAGCUUGCUCCAGUCCACAAGUCCAUUCCAGAGGCCACUCUAGACCAUGAACCCACUCCAGAGCCUGCUUCACCUGCUUCAGUCCAUGAGUCCACUCCAAAGUUCAUUCUAGUCCAAGAGCCUGCCCCAGUCUAUGAGUCUGCUCCAGAGCUUGCUCCAGUCCAUGGGUCUCCUCCAGAGGCCACUUCAGUCUAUGAGCCCAUUCCAGUCCGUGAUUCCACUUUAGAGAUUGCUCCAGUCCAUAAGUCUGCUUCAGAGGUCUCUCCAGUCCAUAAGUCUGCUUCAGAGAUCACUCCAGUCCAUUGGCCUGCUUCAGUCCAUGAGUCCACUCCAGAGCUUGCUCAAGUCCAUGAGUCUGCUCCAGUCCACGAGUCCACUCCAGAAUUCAUUCCAGUCCAUGAGCCUGCCCCAAUCCAUGAGUCUGCUCCGGAGCUUGCUCCAGUCCAUGAGUCUCCUCCAGAGGCCACUUCAGUCUAUGAGCCAGUUCCAGUCCAUGAUUCCACUUUAGAGAUUGCUACAGUCCAUAAGUCUGCUUCAGAGGUCAAUCCAGUCCAUGAGUCUGCUCCAGUCUAUGAGUCCGCUCCAGAGCUUGCUCCAGUCCACAAGUCCAUUUCAGAGGCCACUCUAGACCAUGAACCCACUCCAGAGCCUGCUUCAGUUCUUGAGUCCACUCCAGAGCAUGCUCCAUUCAUUCCAGUCCAUGAGCCUGCCCCAGUCUAUGAGUCUGCUCCAGAGCUUGCUCCAGUCCAUGGGUCUCCUCCAGAGGCCACUUCAGUCUAUGAGCCCAUUCCAGUCCGUGAUUCCACUUUAGAGAUUGCUCCAGUCCAUAAGUCUGCUUCAGAGGUCACUCCAGUCCAUAAGUCUGCUUCAGAGAUCACUCCAGUCCAUUGGCCUGCUUCAGUCCAUGAGUCCACUCCAGAGCUUGCUCAAGUCCAUGAGUCUGCUCCAGUCCACGAGUCCACUCCAGAAUUCAUUCCAGUCCAUGAGCCUGCCCCAAUCCAUGAGUCUGCUCCGGAGCUUGCUCCAGUCCAUGAGUCUCCUCCAGAGGCCACUUCAGUCUAUGAGCCAGUUCCAGUCCAUGAUUCCACUUUAGAGAUUGCUACAGUCCAUAAGUCUGCUUCAGAGGUCAAUCCAGUCCAUGAGUCUGCUCCAGUCUAUGAGUCCGCUCCAGAGCUUGCUCCAGUCCACAAGUCCAUUCCAGAGGCCACUCUAGACCAUGAACCCACUCCAGAGCCUGCUUCAGUUCUUGAGUCCACUCCAGAGCAUGCUCCAUUCAUUCCAGUCCAUGAGCCUGCCCCAGUCUAUGAGUCAGCUCCAGAGCUUGCUCCAGUCCAUGGGUCUCCUCCAGAGGCCACUUCAGUCUAUGAGCCCAUUCCAGUCCGUGAUUCCACUUUAGAGAUUGCUCCAGUCCAUAAGUCUGCUUCAGAGGUCACUCCAGUCCAUAAGUCUGCUUCAGAGAUCACUCCAGUCCAUUGGCCUGCUUCAGUCCAUGAGUCCACUCCAGAGCUUGCUCAAGUCCAUGAGUCUGCUCCAGUCCACGAGUCCACUCCAGAAUUCAUUCCAGUCCAUGAGCCUGCCCCAGUCCAUGAGUCUGCUCCGGAGCUUGCUCCAGUCCAUGAGUCUCCUCCAGAGGCCACUUCAGUCUAUGAGCCAGUUCCAGUCCAUGAUUCCACUUUAGAGAUUGCUACAGUCCAUAAGUCUGCUUCAGAGGUCAAUCCAGUCCAUGAGUCUGCUCCAGUCCAUGAGUCCGCUCUAGAGCUUGCCCCAGUCCAUGGGUCCACUCCAGAGAUCACUCCAGUCCAUGAUUCUGCUCCAGAGCUUGAGCUUCAGUCCAUGAGCCCACUCCAGAAGCCACUCCAGUCCAUGAGUCCGCUCUAG